Molecule: messenger RNA, 7443 nt
Organism: Homarus americanus (American lobster)
Lineage: Eukaryota; Metazoa; Arthropoda; Malacostraca; Decapoda; Nephropidae
Exons: 9
Coding region: 1-2682 (893 amino acids)
Biological process (GO): cilium organization
Cellular component (GO): ciliary basal body
Source: RefSeq, a predicted model, not a curated record
AUGGCAGAUCAAGGCGGACGGUGUGACCGCCGUGGGGCUGCCGGGAUGGCUGUGACGCUAUUAGCGCCCGCGCUGCUUCUUCGGGUUGACCAGUCGGUCGCUAGUCGAAUCAGGACCCGGCGUCACGGCUUGGACAAGGUCGGGGUAGUAGGUCGCUGGGCGUUUUGUUCGUUGUCAAGUCCGCCUCUGGUGGUGCGUUUGUGGUGGCGAAACAGGCGCCAUCUCCGCCCAGUGCCAUCCUCUGGUGACGGAGCUUCCUCCCGUCCCUGUGCCCUUGCUCAAACCAGGAACGAAGGUCGUCAGUUGAUCCUCCAUUGUUCCGAUGCUCCUCGACUGUGGAAGAGAGCGCUUUGGGCAUCACACAUUCCACUUUCGUUAUCUGGCUCCACCCGUCCACCACUGCAGACAUUGAUGAAGAGAUUAAACAUCAGAUCAGAUUUGCAUCUCAAGCACUCUGCCGUGUCCGCUGAUUUGAGCCGAAUUAUCGACAAAAUGUACUAUGAUGCUGGGUACAAACCGGCGAGACUGGGUAACUGGGAAGUGGGACGAACAUUCCCAGAGCGACCCAGACACCGCCGGGGUCCCACCAGGGUCAUCGCUGACGACCGCGGCCACCUCCUGCCUGGUGUCCCCCGUACCCAGGCCUCCCCCUGGGGUCCCCUCACCCAGGCUAUAGACCCCAACCCACAGGAGCGACAACGGCGACAGACUGACCAACCACGACCCUUCCCCUCCGAGUCUGACGACGAGCAGGUCUCACAGCUCACAGUGUGGGAUAGGGUUCUUGUUCCUCAUCUGAUGGAGUUGGGAGCCCUCGUUUCUCACCUGGUGGAGUUGAGAGCCCUCGUUUCUCACCUGGUGGAGUUGAGAGCCCUCGUUUCUCACCUGGUGGAGUUGAGAGCCCUCGUUUCUCACCUGAUGGAGUUGAGAGCCCUCGUUUCUCACUUGGAGGAUGUGGGUGAGGGUGAGGGAGGAGGGCUGCAGAUCACAGGAGAGGGGCUACUGUCUGGGGCGCCCCGAAGCAGUGACGCCGAGGACGACCCCUUACAGCACCAGGACCCGCCCCAGGAAGCUGACAGGACCCAAGGCACCAUCACCCCUGCUUCCUUCAGGAGACCACCCAAAGUCUCCAAUCCUCCGUCUGUCAGGAGUUCUCGCAAGUCGUCAGUGGGUGGAUCACACAGUUCUAUCGCUUCGACUCCCAACCCCGAGAAGAUCCUGAAGGAGGCGGCACAUCUUCCUCCUGACACCGUGGAGGACGCUCUGCUGCCUCGCCGACCAGAGGAGGAGCUGGUGGAACUGACGGGGUCUCGCGCUCUCGCCAUCCGUCUUGUGGACCAUCCGGCGCCCACCAACUGUACCAAAUAUGUAGUCAUACGACCAAAUACUGCUCCCUCGCCCGCCCCAUCCACAAAGCCGCCUCUACUCCCAAAACGCCCCAAAACUGCCAAGAUAAUUAGGAAAGUUCCAGAGAUCGAAUUCGCUCUUAAAUGGGACCUCAAAGAAAAUAUCAUGGAGGAGGAGGAAGAAGACGAGGCCAUUGAGGUGGUCUCGCUGAAGAAGACCAAAUCACGUGACCCUCCGACCCCACGGUCCGUCAGCUCUGUGGAUUCUGGAGUUCACAUCCCCAAGACGGCGUGGAAUGACGGGCCAGACACUGGCGAACUCGCAUCAAAGUUAGAACGCCUCGAAAUGAACCAAGAAUCAGCGUCCUCAUCACGGCAACGACCCCCAGAACCAGAGUCAGGUUAUGGCACUCCCAAGUCUCGAGAUUCUCGAGCCAGCCUGCCGUCUGUGGGCUCCAGGGCUAGCUCAGGGAAGUCAAGCGUCAAGAUGCCCGUCAAGACCGGGAGUGCACCGUCAGAUAGCAAGAAUGGCAGUCGUAGGAUAUCCAUGGACUCUCAGAGGCUGGCUCAAGAGAGUCCUAAAUCAACGCCCAAGUCUAGGAUAGCAUCCUCAGGUGUAGAAAAACGUUCGCCCAAGUCAUCUAAGGAAUCCAGCAGAAGCAUAGAGACUCAGGGGUCCCGGAGGAAAGUUAAACCUCCAAGCCCUCGAGUCGAAGACAAGGGGAGAUCAGAAACUCAGUUUCGAGAUCCUUUGGCUAUUAUGGAGACAAUGGAUUCUGUGUUCCACACCGUUCCCCUGCGAGAUACCGGAAGAGGAAACCACACGUACAGAAGCACGACGGCGGAGAAGCGGCAGGUUGUGGCAGCGACACAGACAGAGGAGCCAGUUGCAGAAGCGUUCGUCAGGUCUUCUGACGACGAUAGCAACGGCGGUCAGCCAACUGAGGCUAAGGUGCGUCACAAUCAUCCGGGUCACCUAAGAUCACGAAACUGUCUGGCGUGUGAGGUGCGGGCUAUGGAGGAGCCGCCCAAGAAGUUCCAGGGUCCCUCAGACUACAAGCCUGCCUUUAAAGCUGGCAAGGUGCAUCAGGGGUCUAAUGUCAAGAAGCCCAAGUACAUGCGGCAGAGCGAGCGGUACAACGCUAGGCUGCGGGCGCGCCACGAACCCCCAAGGUACUGGCCUAUCAACACGCUCAGCUCUCCGUUCUGCAACCGUGCGGGGUAUGGCCAGGACCAGUACCCGGACCACAUGAGGCUCCGCACCACCUACGGCAUGGCUCACGCCCCCACCCCCAAGCCCGUUCACACCUCCCUCAUCAAGAAACUCUACCUCUGAGGCAUGUGACACUCUCAAGCUCUGCCUGUGAGGCGUAUGGCACUCCCAAGUUCUGCCUGCUAGGUAUGAGGCACUCCCAAGUUCUACCUGUGAGGUGUGAGGCACUCCCAAGUUCUGCCUGUUAGGUGUGAGGCACUCCCAAGUUCUGCUUGUGAGGUGCGAGGCACUCCCACGUUCUGCCUGUAAGGUGUGAGGCACUCCCAAGUUCUGCCUGUUAGGUGUGAAGCACUCCCAAGUUCUGCUUGUGAGGUGUGAAGCACUCCGAAGUUCUGCCUGUAAGGUGUGAGGCACUCCCAAGUUCUGCCUGUAAGGUGUGAGGCACUCCCAAGUUCUGCUUGUGAGGUGUGAGGCACUCCCAAGUUUUGCCUGUAAGGUGUGAGGCACUCAAGUUCUGCCUGUAAGGUGUGAGGCACUCCCAAGUUCUGCCUGUAAGGUGUGAGGCACUCCCAAGUUCUGCCUGUAAGAUGUUUUCAAUCUCUUCCCGUGAGACGCUCGGUGGUAACACAGUUAUAUCUCAGAAUUUCUUAUUGUUGGUGAACUACUGUAGUGUAAUAACUAACGUUUUUAUGCGCUUAAAACCCCUGGUAUUUGAAGAGUAAUAAUAACAACGCUCGGUGGUCCCUUUGGGCGUGUGUGAUUCUGAAGUGAUUUGUGUGGGUGUGCGUGUAGUGACUCGGCCAAGUGUGGUGAUGUGAGACAGCGAGUACCGGGCCACACAGUUUGCUUCACACAAUACCCGAGCAUCUGGAGAGGUACUGUUGCGUAGUAUACUGAAACAGGGACAUACUGUAUUUUAAUGCGAUUUCCAUAGACUGUAAGAGGAAGAACAUGUAGGACUUCAGAAGUUACACAAUACUUCAUAAACUUGUGCUCACUAGUGUGUACAGUAUAUGUUUUGGGCGAAGACGGAAUAUAUAAAAAUUAAAAAAAAAAAACUAAAUAAUUGCAUCAUUAGAAACAAAUUGCCCAAAUUAACUGAUAAUGCUUAUUAAUUGGCUUUCAAACUGCAGUUUUUAUAUACACAAAUAAUAUUAGGCGAGGGAGAGAGGACUCAAAACAUGCCAAUAAAGUGUUCAUUAUUUGCCAGUGUCGGCAGCAUUAUAUUUAGUAUUAUUGUGGGAUGGAACCAGGCGGGUCUCACAUCAAUGUGCUGUCGAAGCUUCAGGUCUUGUCUGCCUUUUACAUAUUCCCUUAAACAGACGGUCAGCCUUUGUAUACUUAUAUACCAAUAGAUUAUUUAAUGUACCUAUGACCAGUACGCCUCUAUUUGUAAAAUCAAUUCGUAUUUAAUUCAAAUCCAGCCUCUUUAUCUUUAUCUCACUUAGCAUAACCGUAGGUGAUAAAAGUACAACUGACGUAACCUUCACUCAGAUAUCGAAAUAAUCAUAUAUAUUACCUCUGAUACUUCUCGUAACGUGAGUGAGAUACGAAACAAACCACUGUACUCAACUCUCCAAACGUCUUCAGUUUCAGGGGACUUUUUCUUGGCAGACAAGAUCCACAAAAUAUCAUCCAACGGAAGCCUCUUCCCCAACCCCAAUGUCCCCACUGCUUACUGGUCAGCUGAAGAUCCUGAAGUGUUACAUCUCCAGCAGCUACGGCUGAGGAAGAGUUAUCUGAGCCCCGUGGGGAGGUCUGAUAAACACAGUCACUGAAAGGGGGCGAUCUGUUGAACAGUUGAAAGUGCUAGAAUGUUUACAUCUAUUCGGCGUCGAGGGUCAGCCACAACACCACCAGAGAGGCUGGACGCUAGAGGUUACCAUGCUGUCAACAGUCUACUCUCAUCAUCGACCUCGGCCGACUAUUUCUAGUGCCCUCAGCCGCUCCUAGCAGCACUCUUAGGAAGCUUAGAAGCUUCCUCGGCUAGUUCCAAGCAAUAACCUCAGCCAGCUGUCAGCAAUGUGUGACGGGGGCUCCCUUGAACUGAAGGCUUUCCGUUCAGUUUAUGGUAUAUCUAAACUGACCCAGGAUGGCAUCUGGUUCCUCACAACCCUGCUCGACCUUGAGGUUCUAUAAUGAGUCGAGGAAGAUGGUUCGCUGGCGUCUCUUCACUAGUUCAUCCAACACGUUGUGCACAUUAAAGCGCAGGAGAUUCCCUUUAGUAAAUCCUAGAAUCUGAUUGGCUGAUGAAGAUUACGAUACACACCAACCAGACGCCAGGGAAUAAUUGCCCUUAUUUUUUAUUGAAUCUCAAUGGCUUCGUUGGAUUCGCGAACUCAAGUGCAAACUAUAAAAAUGAACUAAUUAGUACAACAAUUAUUUCUUAACAGCUAGAGAAGCAUAGUGUGUACCGUAUAUUGAGGCAGUUUUAUAUCCUAACUCAAACUUCACUGUAUAAAGUUAGUUGAAUUGAUGAUGGUUGUAUGAAUGACGAUUUUAAAUUUUCUAAAACUAGAAUAAAUCUUCGUUUGAUGUUUUUAUGAUUCCUUGGUGUGACGGUGUGUUGUCUCCCUCAACCUGUAUACUGUUGGUCCAUUCUAAAGACUUUUCGGGUCACGUUAAGGAGAUAUCUCAGCUUAUUUCACUUGAGUUAAGGUGUGUAAUCAUCUGAUGAAAUAAUCUGGGGUUGUCUAAUCUUCACAUAAUCCGACUUUUCUUCAUUAGUACUUGACUAUCUCUAAGAUCUUGAAGGGAAAAUGCUCAUUCAGAAAAGACAAAAAAUCCGGGUGUUUGUACUUCAGCACAUCAGAUUCUACUCUUUUGACCAGGGUGAUAGACACGAUCUUGUUCCUUUUUUUAAGAUACCAACGUCUUCCUUUAGUGGCUCGCAUACAAGACGAUACCGUCCUCUAAGUAUGCAGGGUGUAAGUGAAGGGGGUAAGAAAAAAAUAGCUGGUUCACAAGUGUGAAGGAACAUUUCUACCUAAUGGUCAAAUAGCCGACCACAACAUUCUUCUUAAGGUCAAUAGAAUAAGGUCUGUUCACGCAUCAAGGAAAACGGAAACUCUCCAGACUCGUGACGUCACUUGUACCCACCUCUAACCGAGAUCACAUAUUAUACCAGACUAAGUAAUUGUCAUUUCUCCUUAAUUUCCGCGAACAAUUUUCAUAAUGGCUAUUCAAAUAGGUGUAAAAUUACCAAUAUCAAUAUACAGUAUUUUGUAUCAUUUACUCACCACCAAUACCGCUACCGCAAGAAACCGUUUAAUUAAUUAAAGUCACCGAGAUCAGCUGUUAUUUUUUUUCCAUAAAUUGUAACCUACUGUUUUCAGCUCUUUUUGUGCUAAAUCCAUAUCCUAACUAUUUUUUCUAGCUAAGCAUAUGAUUAGAGGAACACUGAACUAAUUUAUCAAUAAAUAAAUCCCGAAUAAAUGCUGAAUUCCAUCCUAUACUUAAUAUCCUGAGCGGCAGCUGCCAAACGUACGACGCAGAUUCCUCUGACACGUUCGUGCUUAUACGUUUGGUAUUGCUUAGAUUAUAUUAUAUUAAUACAGUUUAGUGAGUGCUACCAGUGCAUGGAGGUCGAAUAUAAAACGACUAAUUUAUACAAAUCUAUAAUAACAAUGGUAUUUAUUUAUUUCCCUUAAUUAUUCACUUCCAACAACUCUAUUAAUUAAUUGCAUUAUUAUACAUCAAAGCUUACUUAUACCAUUUAUACUAUACUAACAAAUUCUGGGGUCAUUAAUUCUAAGGGGAUAACUUAACUCUAUUCUUAAUUUUAAGGUCGCUGCCACCAGACCCCCUCUGGACAGUAUGUAGCUCGUUAGGUAGCGGGCAGAGUAAGCUAGGCAUUGGGUUGGGUUUUUCAUUGACCAAAUCGAUAGUUGGGAGAAGGGUGAAACAACAAGCAUAUCUUAACUAAUUUAUUCCUUGUAAAACAUAUUGCAUCCCGUCAAAAUACAAGAAGAGUUGGCCUUCCUCAGAAGAACAACUAUGAUUUUAGUUACACUGCCCAUCAAUAUACGUCUUACAUUAAUUGCGUAUCACUAACAUACUCAUUCCUCAUAACAAUCACUGACCUCCUUACCUCGGUCAUUCCUUCUCACUAUAACACCAAACCCAUCAGUAUAAAAUCACCUGUUACAUUACAAAAAGAGUUGGUCUUCAUCAGGAGAACAACUAUUAUUUUCAUUACACUUCUCUUGAUGAGCAGAUGGGAUACUUCCCAGGUAAUCAUACCAGUAUUGGUUCCACGCCUGGUAUUAGGAAGUCGCUCCACGUAGCGACCGCGAAACUUCUCAAGUAUACAGUGAUUUUCUCCUAUCCUGGGUGGUGAUAUGUAGGGUAUCCACAGAUUCACAGUGAAGGUGCAUGACCACUGUGAGCAGACGCACCUCACAUGGGGUGGCCUUCACAGUGUGGUCAUGGCUGACGCCCAGAAGGCGCUCAGAACGCGUCCUGUUUGGUGAGAAGUCGAGGCAUCACUAAGAAUAAUGCCUGAAGGGCUUUCAUCACCACACACUAGUAAGCUAUGACUUCACUUUAUAACAUCAGGCAAGGUUUUAAGAUGUAAAAAUUGCAAGACAAGUCUUUUUAGGGCUGAAUAAAGCACGAUGAAGGGCACUGACCUGUGUUGGUGAGAAGUCGAGGCAUCACUAAGGGCGGAACCUCACGUCUCUCACUGACUAGGCCUACAGUUUCCAAUCUUUAAUUUUCACUUUGAUUUCUUAUGGUUCUCACAUGAACACUUUCCUAUUUAUUGUGUCCUUAUGCCUUAUAAAUACAUAUCUUAGUCCUAAAUUACAUAAUAAAGUACGGCUCUGGUUUGACAGUUCCUGGGGAAAUUCAUUGGGUUAUACUAUAACCCAAUGAAUUUUAAAA